AUGCAGGUGUCAGGGAUCCACCAGCGCGUAGUACAGUACCCUGACCUGUUUCCAAAGCAUAUCAGUAAGAUCAGUUUGGGUCCAGAUUCAGCUCCUGGGCUGCUGGUAGCUUUGGAAAUUGUACUUGUGUGGAUUGAGGCAUCCCCAGCGAAAGGGUCGGUUGACCUCCUAGGGGGGUCGCAACCCACAGGUUUGAGAAGCACCGAUGUUGAUUCUCUGGAGGUGCAUAGGUCAAGGAAUUUUCUCUUUUUGUUCCUAGGGAUGGUGCAAAAGCUAGAUCAAAAACUUCCUGUGGCUAACGAGUAUCUGUUGCUCUCUGGAGGAGUCCGAGAAGGUGUGGUGGACCUGGACCUAGAUGAGCUAAACGUCUAUGCCCGAGGGACUGACUAUGACAUGGACUUUACCCUUCUGGUGCCAGCCCUUAAGCUGCAUGACCGUAAUCAGCCUGUGACACUCGAUAUGCGCCACUCAGCCUUGUGCCACUCCUGGCUGAGCCUCCGGCUCUUUGAUGAAGGGACAAUCAGUAAAUGGAAAGAUUGCUGCACAAUCGCUGACCACAUCAACGGUGCCACCAACUACUUCUUUUCUCCCACCAAAGUGGCUGACUGGUUCUAUGACUCCAUCAGCAUCGUCCUCUCCGAGAUACAGAAGAAACCCCAGCGAGGGAUGCCAAAGGUAGAAAAGGUCGAGAAAAACGGGACCAUCAUCUCUAUCAUUCUGGGUGUGGGGAGCAGUCGCAUGUUAUACGAUAUUGUCCCCGUGGUGUCCUUCAAAGGCUGGCCGGCGGUGGCCCAGAGCUGGCUCAUGGAGAACCACUUCUGGGAUGGGAAGAUCACUGAGGAAGAGGUCAUCAGUGGCUUUUACUUGGUGCCAGCUUGCUCCUACAAGGGUAAGAAGGACAAUGAAUGGCGACUGUCCUUUGCCAGGAGCGAGGUACAGUUGAAGAAGUGCAUCUCGGGUAGUCUCAUGCAGGCCUACCAGGCCUGCAAAGCCAUCAUCAUCAAACUCCUGUCAAGGCCCAAGGCUAUCAGCCCCUAUCACCUGCGGAGCAUGAUGCUCUGGGCCUGUGACCGACUCCCUGCCAGCUACCUGGCUCAGGAAGACUAUGCAGCCCACUUUUUGCUGGGUCUUAUUGACGACCUGCAGCACUGUCUGGUCAACAAGAUGUGCCCUAAUUAUUUCAUCCCUCAGUGCAACAUGCUGGAGCACCUGUCCGAGGAGACAGUCAUGCUCCAUGCCCGAAAGCUGUCCUCUGUGCGCUCAGAUCCCGCCGAGCACCUGCGCACCGCCAUUGAGCACGUGAAGGCAGCCAACCGGCUGACGCUGAAGCUGCAGCGGCGGGGCAGCACCACCAGCAUCCCCUCCCCGCAGUCGGACGGAGGGGACCCCAAUCAGCCUGACGACCGCCUGGCAAAAAAACUGCAGCAGCUAGUGACUGAGAAUCCAGGGAAGUCCAUCUCAGUCUUUAUUAACCCCGAUGACGUCACGAGGCCCCAUUUCAGAAUCGAUGAUAAAUUUUUCUGA
This is a messenger RNA of Cricetulus griseus (Chinese hamster), 1524 nucleotides long. Lineage: Eukaryota; Metazoa; Chordata; Mammalia; Rodentia; Cricetidae. The record is from RefSeq and is a predicted model, not a curated record.